Messenger RNA from Tachysurus fulvidraco (yellow catfish), 3570 nucleotides. RefSeq names its product SLAIN motif family, member 2 (gene slain2). NCBI's taxonomy places the organism in Eukaryota, Metazoa, Chordata, Actinopteri, Siluriformes, Bagridae. The transcript is spliced from 9 exons. Gene Ontology annotation, cellular component: microtubule plus-end. The coding region runs from base 1 to 1785 and encodes 594 amino acids. The record is from RefSeq and is a predicted model, not a curated record. Gene Ontology annotation, biological process: positive regulation of microtubule polymerization; cytoplasmic microtubule organization; microtubule nucleation.
AUGGAGGACAUCAACUCGAAUAUCAACGCCGACUUGGAGGUGCGGAAGCUUCAGGACUUGGUCAAGAAGCUCGAACAGCAAAAUGAGCAACUCCGUAGUCGCUCCGUCCUGCUGUCUUCGUCUGGGGGCUUGGCAGCCAACAGCAGACCCCUGAGCGCCGGCUACGACUCGCCGUUAUCAGUGGGAGCGGUGUCGGGGCUGGCGGGCUUCACCGGGGCGGGGUUCAUCAGGGGCUUCGGCGGAUCGGCGCCUCUGGAGAACUCGCGCUGUUUGAGCCCCAGGCGCUCUUAUCAUGGCACUUACGGACCGGCGUAUGACUGCGACGGCUCUCCGGCGGCCACAAACACGAGCAGCAGCCCGUAUUACCACCGCCAGUCUCUGGACUACAGCGAGGACCGCCAGUCUUCAGUCUUAGACGAGGUGGAGAUCCUGGAUCUCGAAGACAUGGACUGUCUGAACGAGGACGAAGACAGCUGGUUGUAUGAGGCAAAGCUGAACAGUCCUCUCCAGAAAGCUCUGAGUCCUAUCGUUUGGUGUAGACAAGCCCUGGACAACCCCAGCCCUGACAUGGAGUCAGCCAAACGCUCCCUUCUCCACAGACUUGACCUCACCAUGACGGCGAAUAAGAGGCGGAGUCUGUACGGCAACACCUACAGCCCUCAAGUGGCCUACGGAAGCCCAAACGCAGCCAACAGCCCGUACAGCAGCGGCUUCAACUCCCCUUCCUCCACUCCCUCCAGAAUGCCCAUUGUCAAGCAACUCGUUCUGCCUAGUAGCACAGGCCAUCAGCGUGGCUCAGUGGACAGAAACCCUCCCGCGGUGAGCCCUCAGUCAUCAGUGGACAGCGAGUUAAGCACCUCUGAGAUGGACGAGGACUCCGUGGGAUCUUCUACCACCUACAAGCUCAACGAUGUCACCGACGUGCAGAUUCUCGCUCGCAUGCAGGAGGAGAGCCUACGUCAGGACUAUGCCGCUACAGCGUCACGGCGCAGCUCGGGCUCAUCGUGCCAGUCCCUGAGGCGUGGCACACUCAGUGAUCAGGAGCUCGACGCUCAGAGUCUAGAGGAUGACGAAGAGGCAGUGAUGCCCAUGGCCUACCACCACCCACCCAUCACACGCUUUAGCCCCUCCCCUCGCGUCUCGCCCCGUGUCUCACCUCGCCACUCUCCCCGCUCACGGUCACCCUCCAGAGGCUCGCCGCAGCCAAUCACGAGCCGCCUGCAGCAGCCCCGUCUCUCACUGCAGGGCCACCCUCAUGAACCCCAAACAAACGCCAUCAAGAAUGAGGAGAAAUUGCGGCGCAGUCUUCCAAACCUAACGCGUUCCAGCUCUGGUCCUGCUCCUGAACCCGUCAAAAACAGCCGCAGCUGUGAGUCUAACCUGCAAGUGCCAAACGGAUCCCCCCGACACCAGAGCCAGUCAGCACCAGCGCAGCACCAAAGGCUCUCCGGGCCGGCGCGCGCCUCCCCGAAACCCAAAGAGCGGCUGCAGAGCCCCACAUCUCUACGAGUUCCUCUGAGCAGUAAGUUGCGCACACCGGCAGCACCGUCACCUCUCGCUCUACGCCAGCCUAUGAAGGCGGUGUCCAAUCCUGGGUCCGUCACUUCCACGCCCACUCGCUCUCUGGCCCCGCCCCGUAGCGCUCUGCCCCGCCCCAGUGGCCCUGCUGCAGGGGGUUUACCUGUUCCUCGCAGCAAACUGGUCCAGCCUGUGCGCAGGUCUCUGCCAGUUCCACGCUCCUACAGUGGUAUCAGGGAUGAGAGCUGGAGAGAGGGCUGCUACUGACGAUCCCACAGACAGCACAGAGACGGACUGUCCGACCCGGCACUUUACUGAUCGACACAAAACGAGCAUCUCUGACUAUCCCAUACAAUCAGUGCUGAACAUGUCCUCCAUCAGUGAGGAUACUCGUAUCACGGCAGGCUGGAAAUCAGCGAACGCCAAAGAACCUGAUGUAGAGGUACACAUCGUGCCCCAAGGCUGCACUGCUCACAAACAUGGCGCUCCAUCCAUCCAUCUAAUAAACCCUUAAAUACUUUAUCGCCCCGCGCUGCUUCUGCACUCUGCCAAGGAGACCCUCGACUAGCGCUACAUACUCACACCUUCUAUUUCCCUCAAACGGGCUUGUUGCAGUCUUGUCAGGGGGAGAUAUUAUCUGAAUCUAUUGUAAUGGAUGGUGUUUCAUGACGUGUAGCUCGAUGGUCAGCACUAAAACAAGAAAAAAAGAUGUAAGGAAAAAAAAAAGCGACUGUGUGUUGAUCAAACCCCUUAGUGUCUUUCAGAGGGAAUGUUUUGUCAUUUCCACAUGACAAUUAUUUAUUUAGAAAUUAUUAUGUAAAAGAAAUUAUUUACAGAAUAUAUUCCAACUCAGUAUUUGCUUUUGUUUGCUUUUGGCCUUUUUAGUUCCGAAUGUUGACGUUAAUGUUGAACCUCAGCUAUAAAGCUACGUUUCCAAAGCUUUUUUUUUUUUUUUUUUUUUUUUUAUAUGGAUUUCUGACAAACUGGCUGUGUUUGUUUCUAAAGGUUUAGGUUCAACAGCUAUGAGAUACACCAGGGUUGAUGAUGAUGAUGAUGAUGAUGAUGAUGAUGAUGAUAUAUUUUUUUAUAGUUUUUUUUUAAGUGUGCCCUUGUGGAAUCAUGGACUGGAGGAUCAUGGGUAAUGCUACGUGUCCAGACGGACAGAACUAGGUGUCGUUUCACAUCCCAAAUCUGCCACUCAAGUUCUUGUAACUCAUUCGAUGUUAAACAUUAAGCGUCACUAAAAGAAGCGUCGCCGCACGUUACGGACGCCGACGGACGGCGAGUCUGUCCGUCCGUCUCCUGCUCACGGGUGGUGGGAGUCAUAAAGUGACAUCGUGAUCGUGUAAUUGUGGUGGAAAAGAAACUCGGUGAAGUGUGUUCUCGUUCUCGUCUCUGCCGCCGUGUUGAUGAUGACAAACGAUUUCAAACCAAAUUUAUUGACAAGUUUAGAAAAAAGAAAAAAAUCAUCUGUAAUUCAGACGCACAUUCGGGGUCACGGUCUAGCAACAGGAAGCCUUAAAGGCAAUGCAGGAAGACAUUGCAGUGAAUGAUCAAUAAAGAGAUCAAGAAUAAAAUAAAAGUGCAUUUGAAAGACUUCAGACUGCAAACAUUUUAAACAUGAGUGCCUAUAAUUUAUGAACUUGUGAUUUCUUUGAUGUCUUUGUUUGCAUUUUGUAAUAUUUUUCUUUUUGGUGCCAACAGAGUUGAUUUUGCCAUAAUUCUUUGCUUCAGGGGUCUGUCUUGGCGAAUACAUUGUUAUUAUCAUUUUUGGUUUUGUAUUUGCUUUGAUAACAUUUAUAUGCAUUGAUAUUUAUGAAUAAAUGCUCUGAUGUAAUAAGAGGAUUAUUUAUUAAAACAGAGCGAAUCCUGUGCACAGCGAGAUCGCAGAGUCGGCGAGUCCCGGUCUGGUCCGAGUCUGAUCUGGGCACCUGGACGCUCGAGACUCGCCAUUUUGUGGCCAGUUUUUGUUAAACAUUUUUAUAUCUCCACAAACAUGAUGCUCGGUUUUUCCCCUGUCUUCACAUUUCAAAUAAAAUAUCUAAAAUAUCA